AUGGCUCAUAAAAGCUGCAUUUUUGCUUUUAUACUGGUAGCAUCAGGGGAACUUUUUACAGAAGACAGGCUUUGUGACUUACCCAACAUAGAAAAUGGAAGAAUUGCUUUGUACUAUUAUAGCUUUAAAAACUACUAUUUUCCAAUGAAGAAUGAAGCAACCCUUUCAUAUUACUGUUUGGCUGGCUUUACAACUGAAAAUGGCAGUCAAGAGACAAAAAUAACCUGCACAGUGAGAGGCUGGGUUCCAUACCCCAAAUGUUACAAGAAAUGUACCAUACCUCUCUUGGACCAUGGUGUAUUCUUUGACACAAAACCCACUUACAUAAUAUGGGAGAGUCUACAAUAUAGUUGUAAUUCAGGCUAUUUGACUCCUGGUGGCAGCAGGAAUGGAACUGUACAAUGUAUUCCAGAUGGAUGGUCACUUCAGCCAAGAUGUAUAGAAGCAAGUGAGACCUGUUUAGCACCACAAUUGCUCCAUGGCCGCUACUCUACAACGCAUAAAGUUUUCAAGUUGAAUGAAAUACUCCAGUAUGAAUGUGAUGAUGGAUACCAGUCUGCAGGAGGCAACACAGUGGAGGAAGUACGAUGUGGGCCUGAAGGAUGGCUCUUUACUCCAAAAUGUACUAAAAUCGGAUGUUCAGCACUGAAUCCUAUGGAACAUGGAGGUCUCCAUCCCAGGAAGGGAAGCUACAAAGAAGGAGAUGUGGUUCAGUUUUUCUGUUCGGAGGAUUAUUCUUUAAGAGGUUCAGAGUUAAUUCAGUGCUAUUACUUUGGCUGGUACCCAGAGCCUCCAGUAUGCGAAGCAAGACGAAUCAAGUGCCCUCCUCCCCCUCAACCCCCUAAUGCCAAAUUACUGGCCAGCUUAAGAACAUAUCACCAUGGGGACGUGGUACGUGUGGAAUGUGAGCCUCAUUUUCAGAUCAGAGGGACUACAGAGGUCUGGUGUGAGAAUGGCAAAUGGACUUCGCCUCCCAAAUGCAUGGAUGUGGGCAGAGAAACAAGUGGUGAUGGUAGUCCCAAUCUGGAAACUGAGGGGAUGUGUGGAGCUCCUCCCGAAGUGAAAAAUAGUCACAUUCUUGGCUUGUUGUUGACCCGCUACAAAACUGGUUCCUCAGUAGAAUAUCGAUGUCUCAGGUAUCACUUGUUGAAGGGAUCUGGUACAAUCCAUUGCAUGCAGGGAAACUGGACAGAGCCACCAGUUUGUUUAGAACCAUGUUUUGUGGAUGAAGAAAACAUAGGUAAUUUCCACAUAAAGAUGAAAUGGAGGUUGGAUGAAGAACUAGUUUUCUUACACGGUGAUGUUAUUGAAUUUGUGUGUGAGCCAGGACAUGUUCUGCCACCCUUUGUUGGACAGCAGCAGUUGCUGGUGCAAUGUAAUCGUGGAGAAUUGAAAUAUCCAAAGUGCAUUUCCAAAGACUCUAAUGAAAACUGUGGUUCCCCGCCAGUCGUAGAGAAUGGAGCUGCUAUGGAAUCAUUGACCACAGACUUUGCCCAUCACUUAACAAUAGAAUACAGUUGCCAUGAACACCAUGUUUUGCAAGGCUCUAGGACGGUGUCCUGUUUAAAUGGCCAAUGGACUACCCCACCAAUUUGCAUAGAACCAUGUACCUUGUCAAAGGAUGAGAUGGUAGAAAAGAAUUUGGAUCUGUUAUGGAGCUUUGACAAUCGACCUUAUUUCCUCCAUGGAGAAUUCAUUCAGUUUGUAUGCAAACCACACUAUUUUAGUCCAUCAAAUUCACCAUCUGAUUUUAGAGUAAAGUGUUGGAAUGGACAGCUGUCGUAUCCAGUAUGCAUCGCAAGGAGCAAAUGUGAACGAGGAAUCGAAUCAAAUGCAAUGCUGCACCAAACAAAAGCACUUCACAUACUUAGCAGUGAAAAAGAAAGAAGCACAUCCCUAGUAUUGGAAGAAAUAAUUGAUGAAACAAUAUCAGAAAGACCUUUGCAAUGUCAAUCCCUGGACAAACUAAUCCCUGAAAGUGAAGGCUUUAGUUCAGAACAACUGGUGUCCCCUUCUCCCUGCCCCCAGGAGCAGCUUUUUGGUGAAUGCCAGGGCUGGGAAGGGAGAGUUCUGGGAAUGGGAAGGCAUCACGAUCGGGGUCUCCCAUUUGGCACUGGGCACUGGCACCAGGACGCCUUGAGCGACAAGGCGGUCGAUCUCAGCAUCGAUCCGGUCCUUGAGUGCGAAGGGGACCCGGCGAGGCUUGAGGCGGAUGGGGGUGGCAGUGGGGUCGACAUGGAGCUGGACCGGCGGUCCCUUGUAGCAGCCCAGCGGGCCCUUCCAAACGUCCUCAAACUUUGA
Euleptes europaea (tarantolino) is the source of this 2301-nucleotide messenger RNA. RefSeq names its product coagulation factor XIII B chain-like. The transcript has 14 exons. The coding region runs from base 1 to 2301 and encodes 766 amino acids. NCBI's taxonomy places the organism in Eukaryota, Metazoa, Chordata, Lepidosauria, Squamata, Sphaerodactylidae. The record is from RefSeq and is a predicted model, not a curated record.